This is a messenger RNA of Phymastichus coffea, 1617 nucleotides long. RefSeq lists its product as uncharacterized. NCBI's taxonomy places the organism in Eukaryota, Metazoa, Arthropoda, Insecta, Hymenoptera, Eulophidae. Gene Ontology annotation, cellular component: mitochondrion. The transcript has 4 exons. Bases 442 to 1452 code for a protein of 336 amino acids. The record is from RefSeq and is a predicted model, not a curated record.
AUAAACACAAGUUUCACCUUCCACGUAAAGAUCUAAGCUAAUUGUUUGCAACCAAUUCUUGUGAUAUUAUGCAUUAAAAUCAAGUUUAGCGGUAAAAGUAUAAAGAAUUGAUUCGCAAAUUCGGAAAGUUACGUACAUUCUUCCGUGCACGUUAACUAUAUAUAUAUAGUGCGUCGUACAGUAUAUAGAAGAAAGGAUAGCAGAGUGUAUAUAGCUUUAUGUCGAGGUUGCUCGUCGAAUGAAACUGGUUUUUACACGCAAUUAUACAAACGCGCAUAUAUAUAUAUGUACAAAUCAAGAGACUUUCGAAUAUCGAGACCUUCUGAUUAAGUAUAACAGCUUGUUUUUGUUCAUUGUCCCGGUCACAGCCAGAAAACUACUCGCGCAGGCAGUGCUUCUCACGCGACUAAUAGUUUUUACGAGCUUCUCAAUUGGCAAAGUAUGGCAUUAUCACGUAUUGGUUCGUCGGCUGAACUCGCUAAUGUUUUUGCGAGAUUGUCUUAUACAGCAACAACGCCGCGGCGACCGAGCGCGGAAAAACUACACGCAACAACACCGAAAGUCUACCCAGAAGCUCCAUCGAUUCCCUUACCGUCAAACGUCUCAGAAAUCUUCAACAUCGUGACAUCGCGUUUCACUCCGGAACGCGCGAGAGAUAUUGCCGCUCCGUUAUUUCUCUAUAAUAACAGCACCGACAAAUUUACCAGUGCCUCCAUCAGCUUCAAUCAUGCCAAAAUGCAUCAAUUGGAUUCGCGAGUCGACUCAUACGACUGCUUCGAUACUGUUAGCUUGAACAGUGCCAUGCAGACCAAUGUACCAAAGCCAUUCUGUGCCACUGGAAGGUCAACGUACUUGAACAUGCCUGGUGGACAGUGGAGAAGAGAUGGCAAAUAUCUCGCGGAAAUAAUGACGAAAUCCAUUUUCAGCGUUGCACAGAUGCAACAGAGCAAGAAAACUGGUAAUCACGAGAUGGACUCAUUAAGUCAACACAUCAUUCGCAGCCACUCGACGGCAUCUGCAUCUCGACCAGAGGAGACAAGAGACGUCAAGAAAUCGAGCAUGCAGAUGUCAAAGAAGGAGAGGCUGCAACUUCUUAUUAGAGACUACGGCAGGACUGUCAUUGUCUUUCACAUUGGCAUCUCGCUGAUAUCGCUCGGAACAUUCUACGCACUUGUCUCUAGUGGUCUGGACAUGACGCCAGUCAUAAAAAUCUUCACUCCAACGGCAACUGAAGCUGAUCCUAAUGCUGAUCUUCUGGUCAACACAAUCAUGGGCGAAGGUUCCACUUUUCUUAUCGCCUAUGCUAUCCACAAAUUGUUUGCACCGAUCCGGAUUUCGUUGACUCUCGGUGCAACGCCCAUAAUCGUCAGAUAUCUCCGAAAUAAAGGAAUACUUCGACCGCCCAAACCUACUGUUAAAAAAAGUACACUUACGCCGCCGCCAUCGAGAUGAGAGUAAAAAUGAUUGUUACAUUUUUUGUUAUUGUUGGUUCGACUUAGAUAUCAAUUGUGGUGUAUCAGUGAGAUUUAUACGGUGUUGAAAGUUGUUUUUCGAGUACGCGUUGCUCGAGUAUUGAACCAGACUUUUUUGUAAUAUGAUAAAACAUUAUGACUAAAA